This is a messenger RNA of Toxorhynchites rutilus septentrionalis, 1577 nucleotides long. Its product is annotated as chitinase domain-containing protein 1. Gene Ontology annotation, molecular function: oligosaccharide binding; chitin binding. Gene Ontology annotation, biological process: carbohydrate metabolic process. Bases 134 to 1327 code for a protein of 397 amino acids. NCBI's taxonomy places the organism in Eukaryota, Metazoa, Arthropoda, Insecta, Diptera, Culicidae. Gene Ontology annotation, cellular component: extracellular region. The record is from RefSeq and is a predicted model, not a curated record. The transcript is spliced from 4 exons.
UCGGGGAUCACUAAUCAUUACCAUCCGGGAAGUUCAACAACCGAAAAUUUUCUCCCAGUUGCUCAAAAUAACAAACGUAGUUCAAUAGGAUUUUAGCGAAUAUUAUUUAGCGUUGUACGUUCGUGUGUACAGGAUGAAAUGCAUUUAUAGCACCAUUUUUUUAGCGCUUUGUAUAGUACAACUUGCGGGCGGAACACUAUCUCCUUCUGAUGUAAAAAACAAGGGUAAGAAAGUGAAAGAGCUCAAAGUGAAGAAAGGUCCACAACCGUCCGAUGUAUUUGAUCGUGGACUAAUGGAGGAAGAACCAUCCGCGAAGAGUAUUCUUGUGGAGAGUGGGACGUACUAUGAGGAAACGGCGUUGAAGAGCUUCAAAGGAACCGUUCUUGGCUAUGUGACACCGUGGAAUAAUCACGGAUAUGAUGUGGCAAAAACGUGGGGAGCAAAGUUCAAUUAUGUUUCACCAGUCUGGCUGCAGGUUCUACGGAAAGGACCGAAGCUGUAUGAGUUGGGUGGUGCUCAUGACAUCGAUGCUGGAUGGAUUAAGGAUGUUAAAAAAGCGGGCGAAACGAUCAGUAAUAAGGUCGUCCCUCGUAUACUUUUCGAUAAAUUCACUGAUAAGGACUUCUCCCAGCUACUUACGUAUAGCGAAGAACGUACAAUCGCUGCCAAGUUAAUUUUAGAUACCGUUCGCGAAUAUCAAUUCGAUGGAAUCGUCCUAGAAGUGUGGUCACAGCUGUCUGCUCGCGUAGAAGAUGCCUAUCUAAUUGAACUGGUGACGGAAAUUUGCCAAACGCUCACUAACUCAAACUAUGACUGCAUUUUAGUAAUUCCUCCGGCACGCAAGGAAACAUACGAUUUGUUUUCGCGACAACAUUUCGAAACACUGGCACCCAUCGUGACUGCGUUCUCGUUGAUGACCUACGAUUUCUCAAAUCUUCAGAGACCGGGAGCGAACGCUCCGUUAUAUUGGGUGAAAAAUGCCGUACAGCAUAUUUGUCCCGAUACGACUGAUAAUUUGGAACAGAAGCGAGCAAAGAUUUUGUUGGGAUUGAAUUUCUAUGGCAGUGAUUUUACCCCCAACGGAGGCCAACCGAUAGUUGGACAUGAAUAUCUUGCGCUACUGAAGCACCUGAAGGGUCAUCUAACGUUGGAUGAGCAUGACGGGGAAAACUUUUUCGAAGUUAGGACAACGAAUGGGCGCCAUAUGGUUUUCUAUCCAACGCUGUAUUCCAUUAACGAGCGACUGAAAUUGGCUCGGGAAUUGGGUACGGGCAUUUCCAUUUGGGAGUUGGGUCAGGGCUUGGAUUACUUCUACGAUCUAUUCUAGUCAACUCGCUUCGUGAUAAAUAUUGUUCACCAUAACAAUUUGUUUAUUUGGAAAUACUUUAAAUUUUAAAGUAGUUACGAGAAGCCUUAGUUUCUAACACGUAUAGAAUAAACAAUAACAAUUUAUGGAGGUUAAAGGCAUAUUGUUAUAAAACGUGUUUUGCACUGUAUUUUCUAACAUAGCUGCUUUUAAAAUAAAAUGAUGCAAUUUGCUAUCGACAGGCUGAUUGAAACAAUCGUAAAUAUGCUUU